Molecule: messenger RNA, 819 nt
Organism: Microthlaspi erraticum
Lineage: Eukaryota; Viridiplantae; Streptophyta; Magnoliopsida; Brassicales; Brassicaceae
Source: the annotation of a GenBank genome assembly
AUGACAGAAUCUGAGGCAGGGGAUAUGUCUACUCUGAGGAGCAGUCUGAGAGUGAGAUUGAUGGAGGAAAGGAGAACCAAGAAGAGGAAUGAUCCCAUUAGUAGUGAGAGUGAGCAAGGGGAGUUUGAGAUUGGAGUGAACCUUGUUCAAGAGGGGGAAAUGGCUCUCCAAAUGAGGAAGGCAGUGAGGAAACUGAGAGUGAUGAGGAAGGAGAAGAGAGCACUACAAUGCUCUCUUCUCCAUGGACUUUGUGGAGACAAGUACCCACAUGAUGACACCAUGAGAGAUCUUGGUAUCUUUGAGGAUGUGGAGUUGGUGCUCAAGAACAUGCAAUUGGGGAAGUUCUUCUCUCACCGCAUGGAGUCUUACAAGGAGUUGACUUCAAAGGGAGAGAAGAAGAUGGUGACCUUUAGGCAGCUUGAGAUACUGUUUGGGUUCACCUAUGGAGAAGGUAACCAAUGGAACAUCAAGGAAGAAGAACUCCAAAGAGUAUGGGCUACAAUAGCUGAAGAGGGGUACUCUUCCUCAAGGUCCAAGGCUGCCCAGAUCAGAAGUCCUGUGCUUAGAUAUGUCCACAAGGCUCUUGCAAACACCUUCUUUGCAAGGAAAGCCACUGGAACAAUCAAUGAGGGAGAAGUGAAGCUCCUUACCAUGGGAAUCAAGCCCAUCAUCUCACGCACAAGGAUGGGAAGAAGAUCAGAGGAGACAGGGCACACGCAGGGAAUCUCAUGCCUCUCCUUGAGCAGCUCCAAGCCUACAAGGUCACAGCUUACAACACUAGGCACCAAAGAGGAAGAAAGCUUAGUGUUGGAGGGGUGA